AUGGCUUUUGCAUCACGUGAUUUUGUUUACUUCCUUGUCGCUUUCUGCGGCGAGAGAAUCAAUCGCUUUUGAAAAAUGGCUCGAAACGAAGAAAAACAACAAGGACGCUUAAACAGACUUUGGCUACAGAAAGAGAGAGAAGAGGGUCGACUAAAAGAUGUCCAGGAGAGACGACCCAAGCUGUGUACACUUAACACGACAUCCUCUGUCAAAAAGUGGAUCCCAAGCAUCAAGACAGACAUGGAGUAUUAUUUGCAGCAAUCCCAACUGACACACUACCCUGAGAGGAAAAUAGCAGAGUUCCAGCUUAAGUUGGAGGCCUUGGAAAGAGAGUACAAAAGCUUUGUCACGAAGUUACGAGUGCUUGACCCCACCUGCAAGCACAAGCCGUGGACGCCUAGAGCUUAUUGUAAAAGGAGAGCAGACGUGCAAGGAUCUACGAGCAUUGUCAAGAAGUCAAAAGCCUCAACCGUAGGGUUGAUUCACUCAGAGAGCAGUUUGCCAGCUGCCAUUCCGACCACAGAAGUGACCUCGGACCAGGACCAGCCACUCGCUUUCGACCGCAUGCGCCUAGCGAUGGCAGCUGCCGCAUUUAGAGGUGUGCCAGAUCACCAGAGCGUCUCAGAAACACAGAACCUAGCGAGGAUACUUCAGCGUUCCUUGCCUAACCUGGGUAACGCAGCGGCAGACUCGAGUUCUGUUGCCGUGCAAAAAGAUGCCGCGAGUGAGUCAGCCGGGAAAUCCUCCAUGGAACAUGUGCUAGGGCUGGACUGUUAUUAUUCUUCUGAGGAUGAGACAGACACAUGAUUUUACAGCUGAUUACAUGUCAUAUUUUCUAAGGAGAAGACAUAAAAUAUGUUGAGGAAUAGUUUGUUACAUUUUGGACAUUUGCACACUUUUGUUAUUUUUGAUAAGAAUUAUACAUGCCUCUACUGAACUCAAUUGCUGCCAUUUUCCUCGAGCCACAUCCAAUCUUUUUUGACUGGAAAAGCUGGCAGUUAACUCUUUGAAUGCCAUUGAUUGUGACAGCUUUAUAAAGGAGCCAUUUUUGCAUUCACCAUACAAUAAUGUUGUCAAAUCCCCAUUUUCAAUACCGAAACUAAGGAAAGCGAUUAACAACCUUUCUACUGUUCUAAAGGCUUUAACGUUGUCCACAUAUGAACUCAUUUCGAAUGAUCGGUGCCAGCGCCUUCCAGUCAAAAUGGAUUGGACUUCUACCGCCGUCAGUAGCAGUGAAACAUGAUCAUUCAAUCGCAGCCAUCACAGUUUAAAUGGAUUUGAUGUCUAUCACUGUAAAUGGCAGUGAAGGACUUAAUCUAUAGUACAAAAGUAAAUUACAGUACUGGCCAAAAGUAUUGGCACCACUGCAAUUCUGUCAGAUAAUGCUCAAUUUCUACCAGAAAAUGAUUGCAUUUACAAAUGCUUGUUAGUAAUAUCUUCAUUUAGUUUCAUUGAGAUGAAAAAAACACAAAAGAGAAUGGAAAGAAAAAUUAAUCAUUAUCAUUUUACACAAAAAUCCAAAAAAGUUUUGGCAAACUCCAGCCUGGCUUUUUUAUGUCUCUGGGUCAGAAGUGGGGUAUUCCUGGGUAUCCUUCCAUAGAGUCCCUUUUCAUUCAGAUGCCGACGGAUAGUACGAGUUGACACUGUUGUACCCUUGGACUGCAGGACAGCUUGAACUUGUUUGGAUGUUAGUCGAGGUUCUUUAUCCACCAUCCGCACAAUAUUUCGUUGAAAUCUCUCGUCAAUUUUUCUUUUCCGUCCACAUCUAGGGAGGUUAGCUACAGUGCCAUGGGCUUUACACUUAUUAAUGACACUGCGCGCGGUAGAAACAGGAACAUUCAGGUCUUUGGAGAUGGACUUGUAGCUCUGACAUUGCCAAUGUGUCCUCACAAUUUUGCUUCUCAAGUCCUCAGAGAGUUCUUUAGUCUUCUUUCUUUUCUUCAUGCUCAAUGGGGUACACACAAGGACAGAGGUUGAGUCAACUUUAAUCCAUUUUAACUGGCUGCAAGUGUGGUUUAUUUAGUUAUUGCCACCACCUGUUAUGUGCCACAGGUAAGUAACAAGUGCUGUUACCUACACAAAUUAGAGAAGCAUCCCAUGAUUUUUCAAAGAGUGCCAAUACUUUUGUCCGGACCAUUUUUGGAGUUUUGUGUAAAAUGAUAAUGAUUUCAUUUUUUAUUCCAUUCUCUUUUGUGUUUUUCAUUGCAAGCAAAAUAAAUGAAGAUAUUACUACCAAAGCAAUUGUAAUUGCAAUCAUUUUCUGGGAGAAAUUGAGCAGUAUGACAGAAUUGCCAAUACUUUCGGCCAGUAUGUGCAUUGACUUAAUGUUUCCCGCUAAAAUAACAUCUAUGAACUACAGAAAUAUGAGAAUAUUCACAUUUUAUUCUUUUUUUUUUUUUUUUAUUAAAAAAAAAAUCUGAAUACUUACUGUUUUCACCAUUUAUCCAUUCAUUCAUUUUCGAUGCCGCUUUUCCUAAAAAAAUAAAUAAAAUGUAAAUUAAUAAAAAUGAGGACUAACUGAAACCUUUGAAUUUUACAGUUGUUCCCUUUUUAAAUUAAUAAAAAGAAUUUUUUUUUUUUUUUUAAUCUACAUUUUGUUUUCUAUUUAAAAAUAUAUAAAAAUGAAAACCGUAAGAGAAUACAGUAUUUGCUAUUAAAAGGCUUUUUUUUAAAAAAAUAAAUAAAAAAAGGGGGUUUUGACAACUUUAUAGUCAACAUCUGAAAAUCAAAAUAGUUGCUAUUUUAAUGAACUGGUCAACAAGUAUAUUUUUUUGCAUUGAUCACUUGUUUUUACAUAAUUUUGGGGUGCUAAAUCCAUUAUCUGACAUUAGUUUUUUUCUUUAAGCUGUGGUUUUUUUUUUGUUAUGUUUUUUGCAAAUCAAGAUUUACAUUUUUUGUGAAAUGCAAAAUUAUUGCGAUGUGAUAUUUAUAACAAAAUGAGGCAAAACAAUACCCGUUAUGCCAUGUUUUAGACAACUACAGACACAGGAGACCAACGAUUGGGACAAUGCGAUGUGGUGUAUUGCACUGCUGCCAAAGUGCUCCAAUAUGUGAUCAUUAGUCAACUAUGACAAGCUAAAGUCAGAAAACGGUACUGCAUAUAAAUAUGCAAAAUAAUGAAAAGUUCAAAUGAUAUUGGGUGAAAAUACAGAGAGAAUCGUUAUAAACAGGGGUGCACAUAAUUUUUUUGCCCAGGUUCUCAGAGGAGGACCUGGAGAUGUGACUUGGUCCUCAUUGAGCUUGAGAGCCGACCCGCCUGAUGCGAUAAAUUUAUGACAAGCUUUACUUAGAGCCAAUUAACUUUAAUUAAUUAUAUUAACAAUUAAUGCUUGAUUAACAUCAACUGGCACAACAAAAUUGCCAUUACUUUGAAAUGUAAAGAAAUAAAAAGCACCAAUUCAAAAUAAAGGGCAUUAUGCGGCUCCCACAUUAACUCCAAGCCUUUUUAAAAGUGGGAUGUCCUCCUCAUAAGACCUUAUUGAACGUGCAUGUUUAGCUUUGUAAAAUGCGAGCAAAAACACGUUUGUCAGUGCAUGUCGCUGUUCAUUACCUUUAUUCCGCCACUUGUCCAUAGGGCGAGCUGGGUCCUGUUUGACAUCGAUAGUUUGCUUAAUUGCCACAUGCUCUCUGUUUUUUUCGUGCUUUUCAAAGUUUGGAUGGCUGAAAUUCUUUGACCCUACAUGAAAUGCGCUGCUCUUAUCGGCGACAUUGGGAUUCUCACAGCACAUUUUGUACCGCAUUUCCGUGCGAGCAUCAUUUGCUUCUAGCCAUGGUACCUCCUACUUUUCAGCAAAAGUCCUUUUUUUCGGUAGCUCCGGUGACGUCUCUGUCGUCUGUCUGUCUUUUGACGGGGGUGGGGGAACACGGAAGUAAUUACUCAGUGUGGCCUGCCUCUUUGACAUUUUGAGAAGUUAUUUUCUCGUGUCCGCCGCAAAUAUGGUGGUCAGCCAUCGGUACGCAAAAGCGUAUGGAAGUCGUUGAGGGCCAGCGCGUUUGUCUACGUCCGGUACGCAUGCACGCAUGCGGACCACUUAUGUGCACCCCUGUUUAUAAACUACUACUAAUUAGAAUUGAUCAAAAGCAUUUUAAAAUUGUAUUGAAUAAUAUUGACAUAGGUUUUUCAUUCAUUCACUUCAGCCAAUAUGCAUAUGGCAGUGCUGUCAUGUUCACUUAUUGCCUGCCUGUGUUUCUAGUGUUUUGUCGCCCCCUAUUAGCGCUUUGAUGUAAUUAGUUUUGAUAAGUUCCAGCACUUUGUGUUGAUGUAAUCAUAUGUUGAUGCAAGCUUAUUGCAAAUCGAGAGAGCUAAAUGGACGAGCUAGCAUCUGCAGCUAUUGUACCAUAGCAGUUCUUCCCAUCUCACCACAUUCUUUGUGUCAAGUUAUAUUCUUCAUUUGUUUUAUAUUCAUGAGCGUUAUGUAGUAUAUCUGUGAUGUGAAUUUUUCAUUUUGUUUGCAUUUGUGGUAAAAUGUGGUUACAUUAUUUCAUUAAUUGCAAGCUGUACUAGUAGUACUACUAGUUGCUAUUCAAAUUGACACGUGGUGUAUACUUUAUUUUGUUUAUUUUAUUAUGGACACAAUGUUUUGUUGUUUUCAGUUUUACAAAUAAGUAUCAGUGCUCUUGUCAAGAGAAAAAUGACAACAGUAAAACCAAUUCAAGUUUACUUGUUUGUCAUCGGUGGAUUUGUGUACCUAAACACAUAUUGAAAAUAGAAUAAGUGCCUCAUUGGCACUUUGCACUUGCACUUCAUCCAGAAAACUGAUGUUGGCACUAUUUGGAUUUCAACAAUAUAGUGGUGCAAU
Corythoichthys intestinalis (scribbled pipefish) is the source of this 4799-nucleotide messenger RNA. RefSeq lists its product as uncharacterized. The transcript has 5 exons. NCBI's taxonomy places the organism in Eukaryota, Metazoa, Chordata, Actinopteri, Syngnathiformes, Syngnathidae. Gene Ontology annotation, biological process: generation of catalytic spliceosome for second transesterification step. The record is from RefSeq and is a predicted model, not a curated record. The coding region runs from base 76 to 807 and encodes 243 amino acids.